Molecule: messenger RNA, 1947 nt
Organism: Hemicordylus capensis (graceful crag lizard)
Lineage: Eukaryota; Metazoa; Chordata; Lepidosauria; Squamata; Cordylidae
Product: leukocyte immunoglobulin-like receptor subfamily A member 1
Exons: 6
Coding region: 67-1620 (517 amino acids)
Source: RefSeq, a predicted model, not a curated record
CGAUGCACUAGAACUCCAACUCCAGCAGACAUGAUUUUCUUCUUGCUUCUUUGUUGAUCCAGCGAGAUGCCUCCUGCUCCCUUCAUCUCCUUGGAUCCUGGCUGGGGAGUCUCUCUGGGAGGAAAAGCAACCAUAAUCUGUGAAGGUCCAUUAUUCUACCCAGUGCAUUACGAGCUGGAGAAAGAUGGCCAGAACACAACUGCCAAAAAGGAGAACCUAGGAUCUGUUGCUUUCCAUAUCUUUAAUGUGAGCAGAGAGGAUAGAGGGAAGUACUCCUGUUUGUAUUAUGACUGGCGCAAGGAGUCCUGGUCCCAAACCAGCAAACCUGUGGAGCUGUUGAUAAUGGAUCCUGACCUACCCAGGCCCCAAAUCAAUUUCAGCCCUAGCAGGAUGGCAGUUUUGGGAAGCAAUAUCACCAUUCAGUGCUGGGUCCAAGGUCCAACCAUAAAGUUCUAUCUUGUUAAGGUUGGAGAUAAGAAUGUUCCAAACAUGAUGGAGACAUCUGGGGGUUUGGCUAACUUCUCCUUAACCAAAGUUGAUCGGGAGGAUGGAAGGAACUACCACUGCAAAUACAGACCCCGAACAGGGUUUUUCAUUUCAAUGCCCAGUGAUGAGGUCGACCUGUUGAUAAUAGAUCCUGAUUUAGCCAAACCCACUAUCUCUCUGCACCCCACUGAACUAGUCACUCUUGGAGGAAAUGUCACUAUCUAUUGCAAAAGCCAAGAUAGGGCCAAGAAUUUUUAUCUCCAAAAGCCAGGAGACCAGAUGAUUUAUCAUCCCAUGGAGACUAACGGGACUCUGGCCAAGUUCUCCAUCAGCAGUGCAAACUUUGAGCAUGGAGGGAGCUACAGCUGCAAUUACUGCCUCAAGUCAAAACCUUAUGUCAUCUCACAGCCCAGUGAUUUGGUGGAAUUGCUCAUAACAGAUCCUGAUCUUCCCAGACCAAAUAUCUCCCUGAGCCCCAGCAGGAUUGCACUCCUGGGAAGCAAUAUCACCAUUCAUUGCUGGGUUGAAGUUCUGAUCAAGACGUUCUAUCUUUAUAAAACCGGAGACUGGAUGACACUACGAUCAGUGAAGCCAGAUGACGGCGUGAUGGCCAAUUUCUCCAUCAAUAGGGUGGGCUCAAAUCACGGGGGAGAGUACCAUUGCAUCUAUAGACCCCCAUCAGAGUUUUUAAUCUCAGAGCCUAGCAACCCUAUGAAGCUAUUGAUUUUAGAUCCCAGCUUACCCAGACCUGCCAUCUCUAUCAGCUCCGGUGGCUCAGUUGCCCUUAGGGGACAAGUCAAGAUCCAGUGUGAAAUUCAAGAGGGACCUGCAAACUUUAUUCUCCAAAAAGCUGGAGACCAAAGAGCAAAGUGGCCCAUGAAGUCUAACUAUGAUAGGGGUGAAUUUUGGAUUACCAACAUCAGUUUGGAGCACAAAGGGAACUAUACCUGCAGCUAUGCAUUGUUUCAUUCACUUUUUGUGUUUUCAGCACCCAGUGACCCCCUGGAACUUCUGGUCUCAGAGACUGAAGUUACGGCUGACUACACUCACAGCAACAUCAUUCGUUUUGCCAUUGGUGGUCUGACCUUUCUACUCCUCAUAUAUAUAUUGCAAAAUGGAAGCACCAUUGAAUAAGAUAUACUAAAAAGCAAAUGUCAUUUUUCUUCAGCACUACAUGACAACCACUUUUCCCCAUUUUUCUGCUCUUGUUGCAAAGGUUGUCAAGCAACUUUGGGAAGACCAGUAUUACACCUUGACUUGGAAAACAGCUUCCAUUUUCAAAUAGGAUUUCUCCUCAUCUGGAAAUGCAAUUUGUCCCAAAACUGUCCAAAUAGCACAACCUCUUUAGCUACAAUUAGAGACUCUUGAGACCCCCACUCCCCAAAGUUUUCCUCUCAGAUGCCUUCAAUGCAACUUAGAGUAUUUACACUUGCAUCAAGUUCAGAUAAUGCAUUUGCAUUA